Ceutorhynchus assimilis (cabbage seed weevil) is the source of this 3354-nucleotide messenger RNA. The record is from the annotation of a GenBank genome assembly. NCBI's taxonomy places the organism in Eukaryota, Metazoa, Arthropoda, Insecta, Coleoptera, Curculionidae.
AUGAAGCGGUGCAAGGCUGGCAAAAAGAAAAAGCCUUCUCAGCCCAGGGCUGAUCUAAAUCUUACAGAUAUGAUGAAAUCAUUGCCAGUAGGAAUAAGCGUUACAAGUGAGAAAAAUUCCAAGACUCCUAAGGCUGUGAGUGAGAAAAAGAAACCUCUUGAAGAUUUAUUAGGAAAACUACCUGGAAUUAGACUUGUGAGUAAAAAAGUUGUAAAACAACCAAAACCAGCUACUGCUCACAGGUCAAUAUUCUCAUGCCCAAAAUGCCCCCAAAUAUUUUCAUCCCAAGAACGCUUGAACAUUCACGAAAACAAUUGCCUGGAAUCUGAGCUAAUGAUAAAAAAGAAGCCCAACAUUUUCAAAUCCAAACAAAGCGAACUCUAUUACUUUGACAAGUUCCAAAACAUUUACAUUUGCACAACAUGCCACCAAGAAUUCGCAUUCAAAUCCGAAAUCGAUGAGCACAUUGAAAAAAAGCAUUCAGGCUUCAAGUGCAACAUUUGCGACGCUUAUUUUCCAAGCCUUGUCGAGUUAAGCUACCACAGCGCUAAACACAACCCCAGCAAAGCAAUGACUUGCCCUCUGUGCCAUUUCAAAACAGUCAUCAGAUCCAAACUAGCAUUUCACAUACAAACCGAACACGCUGUUGAUACUAAACUAACCGACGCCCAGUAUGUCCGUUUCGCUUGCGUGGUUUGCACCAAAACCUUCUACAACGAAGGCAAAUUGAUCCGCCACCAGAAAAACUACCACAAAGCCAGCAUCGAUAACGAACCCUCAAUGGGAGCUCGUUUGUUGACCCCAAAAAUCAAAUCUGAACACCCUCAGCCAUUGAAUUUACUUUGCGACAAUUGCGGCAAAAGUUUCAGCUCCAAAUACCGUUUGGUGCGGCACCAAAAAGCAAUGCACGAAGGGCUCAAGCCUUGGAUUUGCCGCUUUUGCAAUCGCGGCUUUACAGGCAAAGAUACGAUGCAAAAACACGAGCGGAUUCAUACGGGCGAGCGGCCUUACUCGUGCGAGUAUUGCGGCAAGUGUUUCAGGCAACCCGGGCCUUUUACUGUGCAUUUGAGGAUUCAUACUGGGGAAAGGCCUUACAAGUGUAAGUUUUGCAAGAAGGGGUUUAUUACUAAUCAGACUAAGAAGGUUCACAUGAAGAGAUGUCUUAAGCGUACUAGAGCUACUAACAAACAAAAAAACUUCAAAGAAGCUAGCGACGAUGAAGAUUUGGAUCUCUUGACAAGACUGAAAUUAAAAAAAGACGAAUUCGAAAACGUCAAACCCAAAAACAAAGUGAAAAAGCGGCCUGGAGUGCAAUCGUGGAACUGCGACAGGUGCAAGGAAGUUUUCUACGAUACUAAAUUGUGGCAACGUCACAAGCACAACAAAGAUUGCAGCUUUGAACCAUUAUUACCAGAAAAAACUGUUAAAAAAAGAGUUAGGAAACCCCCCCGCACUUACGCUUGCAAAUAUUGCGACCAAACAUUAACAAACUACAAAUUGUUCCAGGCCCACAACAAAACCCACAAACAAUUAUUUCCGGAUGAAACUACUGAAGAAAAACCUAAUUACAAGUUUGAUGAAAUCCAAGAGUUGUUUAUAUGCAAUGUUUGCUCGGCUGAAUUUCAGCUUGAAGCUGAAGCCAAGGAUCACAUGAAAUCGCACGAGAAGAUUCUUAGUUGCACAAUUUGCAAUAGCAACUUCAAAACUUACAUCGAAUUAGGGGUACAUUCAGCAGUACACAAUUCAGAAAAUAAAAUCAAAUGUCCAUUGUGCACCUACGAAACAACAACUUCUAGUAUUUACUGUUUUAAGACUCAUGUAAAUUAUGUGCAUUUGAGGAAGUUCCCUUAUUUUUGCAAAGAGUGCGGCAGAGGGUUUAGACAUAUUAAGUUCUAUCAAGACCACCAAAAUAUACACUCAGGCAAAAAGCCUUAUAUUUGCGUCGUUUGCCUGAAAGGUUUCCCUUACCCCAAAUACCUAAACAUGCACCAAGUGCGAAACCACCAAGUUGGCACUUCAGGCAGGAAAAUCGAACACGAAUGCAAAACGUGCAACCGCCAUUUCUACAAACCCGAAGCUUUAGCAGUGCAUUUUGAAACGUGCUACAAACGCAACAAGAAAACCAAAAGCGGCACCCCUGCCAAGUCGUUUUUGUGCGACACUUGCGGUCAAACAUUUACCGAAAGGGCCAAGCUUUUGGAGCAUCUUCGGGUGCACAGGGGCGAUUUGCCGUUUGUUUGCUCGUGGUGCGGCAAACGGUUUCCAGUAUUGUCUUAUUUGAAAACUCACGAGCGAGUUCAUACGGGCGAGAAACCUUACGAAAAACGAGCUUUAAAAAAGAAGAAAAUUCACAUAUGUAAAUAUUGCGAGGCCUCGUUCAAAACCGAAACAAUGUUGCGCGAUCACAAAAAAACUCACAAAGCUAAAGACUUUAUCGAAGAAGAUCCCUCGUACAAAUUCGAUUUGCUGCAAGACCUCUACAUAUGCCAAGUGUGCUCGGCCGAGUUUCAAAACGCCCAAGAAGUCGAAGACCACAUAAAAACUCACAAACCUAUUUUGAAAUGCUACGAGUGCGAUGAAUUAUUUAACAAUGCUUUUGAUCUUGGUAUACACUCUUCAAAGCAUGGAGAUGGUAAAAUCAAAUGUCCUUUGUGCAAAUAUAUAAGCAAAAGCUCUAAUCCGUAUAGUUUCAAGGCACAUGUAAACUAUACGCAUUUGAAAAAGUUUCCAUUUUAUUGCAAAGAGUGCGGUAAAGGUUUCAAGCAAUUUAAGUUGUACAAGGAGCAUGAAAACUUCCAUAACGGUACUAAGCCUUUUGAGUGUAUUGUUUGCAAUAAAAGUUUCAGCUUUGAAAAGUACUUGAUAGUACAUCAAGUGAGAAAUCACCAAGUGAGCUCCAGCGACUUAAAUGAGUGCAAAAGAUGCCACAAAUUAUUCAACAACUUCAAAGAUUUAGAAGAGCAUGUAAUUAUUUGUAAUUUUAAAAGAAAGACUGCCAAAAAGCCUAAUAGUUUCUUAUGCGACACUUGUGGACAAGGCUUUAUUGAAAAAUCAAAACUUCACAAACAUAUAAGAGUGCACAAAGGCGAUCUUCCAUUUGUUUGCACUUGGUGCAACAAAAAAUUCCCACAAAAGGAUUAUUUGAAAACACACGAAAGAGUGCAUACAGGUGAAAAGCCUUACUCGUGCGAGUAUUGUGGCAAGUGUUUUGGAUUCCAUGCACCAUUUAGAGUACAUAUUAGGAAACAUACAGGAGAGAGGCCUUAUAAGUGCGACUUUUGCUAUAAAGGCUUCACAACUAAUCAAGCCAUGAAGCUACACAAGAAAAAUUGCCUUGGAGAAUCUACUAAAUAA